CGCAGGACGUAGCGAAGUGUCCCGGCUCCCCUCGAUGGUCCACCGCAGCCCGGAGGAGGGACGAACCUUCCACCGCUGCCCGGAAAUCAGCGUCGAAGAGCCGCCGUACACACGCUGACAGCAGUAAGCUUCUUAACAGCUCUCACUCUUAAAAACAGCAGACCGCGGAAACUCCAUUCUGAGGGCAGCGCCUCCACCUCUCCACCCGCCAACCGCUCCCUCUUGUCUGGCUACAGGACAGCGCACCGUACCGCUGUGGAUUUAACCGGAACGUUUAUUUCUCUAGGCUACUUCCUAGAAUCUUGUUCUACGGAGUCUGGAAGUGUGUGAUUGUAACUUUAUUUCGGUUGAUGAGGCUCUUGCGCUUGGCGUGCGUAAAACCCGCGCGGAAACUGCCGAGAGCCGACAGAGCGGAGCAGAGAGAGCAGGAGUGCAGGGUCAACCAGGCUGGAGUCAGUGUAAUUACCGGCUGUAUGUUCAACUGUUUAAAAAAUUAGGGCUCAGUUAAUGUGUUAAAAAACGUUUUAUUUUUGCAGAAAAACAGACUUCUAAGGAAGUUUGAGAAUUAGGAUGAAAGAAGAUGCGGAAAGAUGCAAAACUAGGGAAUAAAGCAGGUUUCGAUGGGAGAUUUUCCUGGGACAACACCUAAUUUCUUUGUUUUUAAAGAGACUGGUUCCUGAGUUUUAGAUAACCUAGGCAUUUUCAAAAUGCUUAAAAGGCAAUAAUUGGAGCAGAAUUGGCGGAUUCAUUUUACACACCUUGAGAAGUGACACCCUGACAAUUUUUGCUGAUCCUCUGAAACUCUUAGAAGCUAAACUGCAUGUCAAUUGAACCCCAAGACCCUCUAAUAUUUAUUGAAAACAAAACAAAAAAACAAAAUAAUAAUAAAUCAAAAAAAAAGAAAGAAAGAAAGAAAAGAAAAGAAAUAAUGUUCAACUUUCUUCACAGGAAUAUACAUAUUAGUAUUUAAUUUGAAAUAGGACAGAAAUCCUACAGACUGAAACAGCAAAGUGUAGCAGAAUUAAUUUACCACAAUACCUGAAACCUUAUAAAUUAUUGUUUUAAUCAAUACUAAAACAAUAAAUCUAUGCCAGAAGUUUCAUUAUUACACUUCUAAGUUUGUUGGCAUCUUUGUGGAAUAAGACUUAACCUAACCCGUGAGAUUGUGAUUCAGAAUAGAUGGAAAAUGUUGGUGGUUUGCACUGAAUUCUUAAAUAUCACAGAAAUGUUCACUAGAUGUGUGAGUAAUUUUCAGGCUUUAAUAAACACCUUAAAUUUAACAUAGAUGCACCAAAGAGGUUAUUAUUUUGCCCCAAAACAUUUCAGGCUUUUUUUUUUUAAUGCAACAAAGAUUUAUCAUUUCAAUUCUCAAGUGGAGGAAUGAUCUGAUUUGGCGAAAGCAGAUGUAACCUACAGAUAAUAAUGAUAGAUUCCUGUGUCUUGAGUGUGAAUUUUACACCUACAACAGCCAAAGUAGAAUAAAGCAAUACCAUCUUUUCUGUGCAGGUAAAGAAAGAAAACAAUCUGUAGCAUAGACUAAGAUCAGAUGCCCAAAUUUAUGAGAGUAUCAAUGCAGAUGGAAAGACUGAAUCUGGGACUGAAUGGAGUUUUACACCUUCAGAGUAAAUGGAUCUCCACACACCUGGAAAAAGCAUCAAGUCUGAUGGUCUGAGCAGCUUUGAUUUUUCAGUGAGCUGCCUGAAACGUGACUCUAACUAAGUGUUUUCUUUUUCAAAUAAUAAAUCAAUCUCUGUAGUCAGUUUGGGAAUCAGCCGCUCUUCCUGUCUCCUCCUUCAGACUGAUUCAAAUAUGUUUGACCCUCUGUACAUGCAUGACAUCCUGUCUUGACCUCCUCUUUGCUCCUCUGAUGCUGAUGAUUGAAACCUCCUCCUCCUCUUCCUCUCUUCUCUCAGCAACCUCGAGUGGCCAUGCUGAAACCGGGCGACUCGAGCGGCUCGGCCUUCCUGAAGGUGGACCCGUCUUACCUGCAGCACUGGCAGCAGCUCUUCCCUCAGGCGCAGCUGAAGCCUCCCCUCGCGCCGCCGCCUCCACCUCCUCCACCUGACCGUCUCUCCAUCCCCGUGGACAGCCUGCGACAGUCCCGCCUGCACAGCCACCUCUUGGCCUCCUCACACUGCACUUCCUCCUCUUCUUCUACAUCCUCCUCUUCAGCUCUCACUCCAUCCUCCUCCAUCUCCAUCGCCACCUCUGCAGGGAUCUCCCAGCUCCCCGUCCCUCAGCAAAUUGCCCUCUUUGGCCAGGCGUUGGCCCCUGUGUGUGCCGGGCCUGGAGGACCAGGAGGAGGACCGGGAGGAGGACCGGGAGGAGGAGGAGAUUUGAUUGUGGUGGUUCCUCCAGAGAACCAGCAGCAAGGUCCUAGUAACCCAGCAGCAGCAGCAGCAGCAGCAGUGGGGCUCCUCCACCAGGCUAAAGAGCAGAGCUGUGGGGGUGUUGGGGUGGUGUCGUCCAGCGUGAAGAGCAGCGGAGGAGGAGAGGAGGGAGGCAAAGGAGCGAGGUUCAAGCUGACUUCUGAGGAGCUGGACUACUACCUGUACGGACAGCAGAGGAUGGAGAUCAUCCCACUGAGCAACCACACGGGAGAGGUCAACAACCGUACGUACAAACUAAAUCACACACACACACACACACAUACACACACACACACACACACACACACACACACACACACACACACACACUUCCCUGAAAUGAAUGAAGACUUUGUUUAACUUUCAUUUCCCGCCCUUCUUUUGAAAGUUCAUGGUAGAAACUUAAAUUCAAGGGCAGGUGGACAACUUUCCUAUCAAGUUCAGAAAUGUUCUUUUAUUCAUUAAGCUAGCUGUCAUACAGAUGUGCAUAGUGACACGUUAUAUUUAAAUGUUUAUGUUAUAUUUUCUAAGGCUGAUCUAAUAUGACUUCAAUUCUACACAAGAUUUAGCUUUCUGUAGAGACAGUCGUUUACAGCCAUAACCAUAAUUUGAUUGAAUUUAUCAGUAAGUCAAGUUAGUGCAAAAAAACUAAAUAGGUUGUGUAGUUAAAUUAUCUGUGGAAUCAUAGGAACAUUUUUAAUCAUUUACAACACAGAGGUCAUAUAUCCUUAUAAAUAGUGAAGCAAAAUGCUGACUCCAUCGUUACAAAGUUGUCUUUGAAGAGUUUGUACUUUAUUAUUAUUAUUAUUAUUAUUAAUAAAAUAUUUUAAACUUACUUUUAUAGUUUUACUUUUCACAUUUCUAUUUAUCAAAGCCAUAUUCAUUACUCACAGAACUUUUUAGACUGACAUGCCACAUCUACAACCAGGACGGAAAAUAAAAAGUUAAAUUAAUAAGUUCAAUGGGACUAAUUUUUUGAGUUUUUAAACUCAAAAACACUUCAAAUCAAAAGAUAAAAAAACUCCUGAAAGUACAAUAUAGGUAAAGUGGAGAAAUGUUCUUUUACGAAAACUUUAGUGAAACAUGCACAUUGAAAGAUUUAGGGCCAGGUUUUAUUAAAUGAGGUCUUAAAUUCCCUUUUUAUAAAUUGUAUUAGGUACACAUAAAGCUACAUUUACAGUCACUGCUUUAAAAUGGACAGACAAAAGAUGAUUUUAACAGAAUAUUUUACUACUUAAAAAAAUAAAAAUAAAUAAACAUUUUAAUAACUAUUUUUCAGCAGGUAGGUUGUAAAAGUCGGAGAUGGAGAUUUCUUUCAUAUGUGUCAAAUGUGAGUCUUGAUAGUAUUGGAUGAACGGGUCAAAUGAGUGAGAUGUGGGCAGUUACAGUCAGUCUGACAGCUGCUGUGUUUACUGACAAUAGGAGGUACAGGGUGUAUAAGGUCAGAGAGUCAAAGGUCAGCAGCCUGGCCCUGGUUCAGACCCUCAGACAACAGCAGCAGCAGCAGCAGCAGGCCUGCAGUGGGAGUUAAUAUUAACCAGACCCCAUUCAGAUUUUUAUGGAAAUAAGGAGCAGGGUUUACACCUGUCUGCCCGCCCGCACAACCGCGCAUUGUCACGUGUUUCUUAUAUAUCAACUCAGGUGAAAUGAUCGAUUAAUUGUCGAGCCUAUGUGUUGUGUUUUAGUCAACUCUGGACCGAUUAAAAACCAUCAAAAAUAUGUAGUGUUUCACAAGAACCUCCUUUUUUCGGAGUCUUCUUCCCAAUCUCCCAGACUGAUCUUUUAAUAUUUCUUUUUCCUGUAAUUUUCGAGCACGAUUUAAUGACACAGAUAAACAAAUAUGGCUGCCUUAAAAAAAAAAAUGCUCAAAACUCUAGUGUGAGUCCCUCGCGUGCGCGCGUUUGGACAGAUAGCCUAUUGACACUCCUUCAUGCAUGAAGACUCACACCUAACACACACAUCCACACACACAAACACACACUCCCCACUUGUAUUCAAAGUCCCUUCAGUCCAGUCAAGGUGUGUUUUGAUCGUAAAUGUCCGGAUGUCACGUUGAAGAUGAGCUGCGCGAGCUCAGAAGUCCGUCUGCCCCGUGCAACUGCGCUAAACUCUCUCCACGGGGUGAGCGCGAGCUGCUCUGCACUCUGCUGUACACGUGA
Xyrichtys novacula (pearly razorfish) is the source of this 4528-nucleotide messenger RNA. Lineage: Eukaryota; Metazoa; Chordata; Actinopteri; Labriformes; Labridae. The record is from the annotation of a GenBank genome assembly.